GGCAAUUAACUAACGAUAAACGAUUAGCGUUAAACUAACGGUAAACUGACUCUUUUGUUCUAAGUAGUGGCGAAAAUUUUCCAGAGUAUUUCAUAUAAUUUAAAAAAUUAGUGUAAUUUAUUUGCGAUACUGUUACUCAUUUUAUGUCACCUCACUAUUUCACCACACUUGUUGAAAGUUUAUUUUUUUGAAAAUUACUAAAUUUGUGUUGAAAAGUAUGUAGAUAGCUGGCAAAAACAAGCACGUAGUGAGAAGCUUAAAAAAAAAGAUUUAAUAAAUUUCAACAAUUUACCCAUCUCUCUCUCCGCUACGCAUACGGGUUCUGCACAAAACCCAUCAUCCCACUAUCAUCUGUCAUCGAAUCGCUAUCAUUCUAUCAUCUACCCUCCCGCAACGCUAGAAAACCCGCCAUUUUGAAAGAUUUCCAUAACACAUUGCGCGCCCGCAAGCCGCAUAGAAACGACAUUGAAUUACCGCCGCCCUCUCCCACGCGCCUUGCCGCCGCCAGCUUUGAUGAUUACGUUAGGAGUGCUUGCUUCGAUAAUCUCCACUUAAUGGGCGCCAAAUUGACUAAGGGCAAUACCGUCACGAAGAAGCCGCCAAAGCGCCGUGUUACACUGAAUGCAAUAAGUAGGCUACACACACAGCAGCAGCAGCAACACCAAGCUUCGAGCGAAGCAACACCACCGCCGCCACAAUCGUCGCAAUGCGAGAAGGUUCGCACACGCAAUUACGAUGAAAGGAUGACGGUUGCCCAUUCAGAGCAAACAAGAGAGCAAAGCCUUGGCGACCCAAAAACUUUGUCUGCAACUUUGACAUACACUGCGUGUCCUUUAAAGGCCAUCAGUAAACCCACAACGCCGCCGCGUCAUACUCAAACACAGCCGACAAAUAACGCAGACAGCAAGUCAAGAAAUAAAUUGAAGUCCAAAGUGCCAUCGGAGCCAAGUUUAAGCGGAGACGCGGGCACUGUAAUGACGGACCAUGAUGAGGAAGACGUGCAACGCGGCGAAGUACGUAACAACCAAUCAUAUGAAAUGCUGAAAAUGCACUCACAGCAGCAGCAACAACAACUGAAACGCUACGCACCAUCAUCAUCGCCGCUUACAGCACCCAUGCAAAUGCUUCAGAGACGUCAGACCACUUUCGACAAGCUGCCCAACAACACGAUUAACGUAACAACUGUCGAAACUGCGACCACCUCGUCGGCAACCACCUCACAUACGAAAUUGGAUGUGAAUGCCAUACGUUCCUUGACGAUAUGUCGUCCCAAACGCAAAAAGUUAGUGCGUCAAUCGAUUUCGUCACAUGCCGCACCAAUGAAGGCGAUCCCUUUGAUAAAAGAAAGCAUAGAGAUUUUUACGAUGCCAUUAAAGUUGCCAAGCAAUGGCGGUGAGCAGCUGAAAGACAACGACAGCCGUAUAUUGGCCGACGACGAGACAGAAGAUGAGAUUAAGGUGAUAAAGGCGCCGCCGAAGUUGGCACGUGACAAGUCAUUUGUGCUCAGGUUUGUAUGAAUACGUAUGCAGAAGGCGAGGCCAGGAAGACUCAUUUUAACUGUGAUCCCAAAUCAUCUCAAGAAUUUAGUGACAGUAUCGCAAGAUUAUUUUUACUUUAACGUAUUUAUUAUCGUACGCUUUCUAAACAUUUUUACUUCACUAAUUAUAAUAUAU
Messenger RNA from Rhagoletis pomonella (apple maggot), 1673 nucleotides. RefSeq lists its product as uncharacterized. The record is from RefSeq and is a predicted model, not a curated record. NCBI's taxonomy places the organism in Eukaryota, Metazoa, Arthropoda, Insecta, Diptera, Tephritidae. Bases 555 to 1517 code for a protein of 320 amino acids. The transcript has 2 exons.